Messenger RNA from Dama dama (fallow deer), 3027 nucleotides. It is a transcript of the gene MORC1, whose product is annotated as MORC family CW-type zinc finger 1. Bases 1 to 3027 code for a protein of 1008 amino acids. The transcript has 30 exons. Gene Ontology annotation, molecular function: zinc ion binding. Gene Ontology annotation, cellular component: nucleus. Lineage: Eukaryota; Metazoa; Chordata; Mammalia; Artiodactyla; Cervidae. The record is from RefSeq and is a predicted model, not a curated record.
AUGUGGGAACCUGAGGGCGGUGUGACUGCCCCGCAGAGAAGCAGUCAGCCUUCGAAGGAGCGGCAGCGAUGCCCGUCUAGUGCCCUCUGUACCCGGGACUUCACCACUCACAGUUUCCUUUUUGGAGCACUGGCUGAAUUGCUGGACAAUGCAAGAGAUGCGGGGGCUGCGAGACUCGAUGUGUUUUCAGUGGAUAAUGAAGAACUGCAGGGUGGAUUCAUGUUGUGCUUCCUGGAUGAUGGAUGCGGUAUGAGUCCUGAGGAAGCAUCAGAUAUCAUUUACUUUGGAACAUCCAAGAAACGGUUAUCAACCUUGAAGUUUAUUGGGCAAUAUGGCAAUGGCCUUAAAAGUGGAUCCAUGAGGAUUGGAAAAGACUUUAUUCUUUUUACAAAGAAGGAAGAAACGAUGACCUGUGUGUUUUUUUCUCAGACAUUCUGUGAAAGAGAGGGCCUGAGUGAGGUUGUGGUUCCAAUACCUUCAUGGUUAACAAGGACCAGAGAAUCUGUCACAGAUGAUCCUCAAAAAUUCUUAACAGAAUUGUCUAUAAUUUAUAAAUAUUCUCCAUUUAAAACUGAAGCUGAAUUGAUGCAGCAGUUUAACGUGAUCUACGGCAAAUGUGGUACUUUGCUGGUUAUUUAUAACUUGAAGCUUCUGCUCAGUGGAGAACCUGAGCUGGAUGUUAAAACUGACAAAGAAGAUAUACUGGUGGCGGGAGCUCUUGAAGAUUUUCCAGAAAGAUGGUCAUUCAGAGCCUAUACAUCUGUUCUAUAUUUUGAUCCUUGGAUGAGAAUAUUCAUUCAGGCCAAAAGAGUUAGAACAAAAUACCUAUGCUAUUGCCUCUACAGACCCAGAAAGUAUCUGUAUGUCACAUCUUCUUUUAAAGGAGCGUUUAAAUGUGAAGUUAAAAAGGCAGAAGAAGCAGUACAGAGAGCUGAACUCAUCUUGAAAGAAGCACAAAUCAAAGUGAACUCCUCUGAGAGAACGUCUUCAUCCUCCUCCGCUGAGGAUGUAUUACAGAAAGCUCUGGAAGAUGUUAAAGCAAAGCGAAAGAUUCUUCAAGAGAAGCAGAGGGAAUUAAGAAAAGCAAGGACACUCACCCUGUUCUUUGGUGUGAACAUAGAAAACCGAAGCCAAGCUGGGAUGUUCAUUUACAGUAAUAACCGCUUGAUCAAAAUGCACGAGAAAGUGGGCCCACAGUUGAAACUGAAAUCCUUACUUGGUGCAGGUGUGGUUGGAAUUGUUAAUAUACCCUUGGAGAUCAUGGAACCAUCCCAUAAUAAGCAGGAAUUUCUCAAUGUCCAUGAGUAUAAUCAUCUUCUAAAAGUUAUGGGACAAUACUUGGUCCAGUACUGUAAGGACACCGGGAUCAGUAACAGAAAUCUAACAUUAUUUUGGAAUGAAUUUGGAUACCAAGGUAAUAAGGACAUGGAAAAAUCUUCAGAUUCUAUUCAGUAUCAAAGAAGACAAGCCAUGGCCAUCCCAUGCAUGAUUCAGUGUGAUCUUUGCCUUAAAUGGAGAGUCUUACCUCCUUCUACUGAUUAUCAGGAAAAAGAAUUCUUUGACAUCUGGAUUUGUGCUAAUAACCCUAACCGCUCGGAAAACAGUUGUCAUCGGACAGAACAUCUACCUUCCAUACCCCUGGGUACUACAAGCACAAAAUCACAAUCCAAAAAUGAGAAAGACAAGCGGCUUCAGGAGUCAGUCCAGAGGUGUCAGAAUCGACUGGUGGAACCGCGUCAACAGCCUCUGUUUAUACCAGUGAAUAGGGUCUCUGAGUUCACUAGCCCCUGCCAAACUUCAGCAUCUAAGGGAAAUAAGAAAAUUCAGAGAACCAGACCUCCCGGCAAUGGCUUGAAGCAUGAGUCGCCUUCAUCCUUCGAGCUUCUGGUCGACCACAGCGGCUGGAAAAGAAACACAGAGGGGUCGGACUCCGACGUAGAGUGUAUUUCAGAGACUAAAAUUAUGAAAAAGUCCAGUCAGAAGAAUGUGAAACCUCAACAGGAGAGGUAUCCAGCAGUUACACUGGCAAGUGUCAAACUAGCUAGCAGAGACCAGAGGAAGAUAAUUUCCAAUCAAAGUACCCCAUGGCCCAGCAGUCCCACUCCUGGUGACUAUAAGGAUAAAGAAGCAGCCUCUUGGGAAAUGAAGAGAAAGAGGAGUCAAAGCCUUACGUGGGAAUGUAAGACUUCAAUUGAAGUUGAAACCAGCAGCAGCAAUUCGGAUAUAAUCCAGAUUCUAGAUGAAAGUGACACUGAUGUUCCAUUGAAACAAGAGGAAAAGGAAAUUUCUCUUAUGAAAAAAGAAAAACAGGAGCUGUGCAGUGAUACCCCAGAAAUAAAGAGAAAUUCUUCAUCACCUAACUGGGAAAGCUUGUUUUUGCCCAGUAUGCCAGUGGAAGAUUUAAAUCCAAGUUCUGGACACAAAGCCAGAGUUUCUGUGAGUGGUGGUUAUAUAGCUGCUUCUUCACUGACAGAAUCUUCUCAAAGCAUGUCUGUCAAGGAAACAGUAAGAAAACUGACAUCUAAUUUAAGGGAGAUUCUUCUGUAUUUUUUUCCCAAGUAUCAGCUGCCAUCAGAGUUUGGCCACACAUCCCUGGAGGAACUUACAGCAAGUUCUGAGCUGGAGCAGUGCCCAGAACAGACAAACAAAAAGCUGAAAAUGUGUUUCAACCAGAUCCGUGAUGUGUACAUGGUCCAGUAUGAAAAGAAACUGAAGAGAAAGAUGCAGUCUGUUAUCUGCGAUGCAAACAGUAGAGAAGAGGCUAAUGAAGCAUCUCUGGGACAGUGCGAACAAAAAAGGAAACUGACUGAAGAAAAACUGAAUAAGCUUCGUGUAAAACUGGCCGUAUUAUUGCAGAAGCUUCAGCUGGGUGGUCCAGCCGGAGACCUGGAGCAGAUUGACGCUUACUUAGAAGCUUUGCUGAAAGAAGAUAAUCUCCUUUUUCAGAAGGCUUUUGUAAAUAAAGUGACUAUGGAUACAGGGCAUCGUCUCCUUUUAGAAAAAGAGGAAAGUAUUUCUCAAAAUUAG